AUGGGCAAGAAGAAAAAUCGUCAGCCCUGGAGUGCGCAAUUCGCAGAUGAAGCCAUGGCCGACAUCAACGCCCAGCCCGCCGACGCGACAGUCGACCCUGCCGUCGACAAGCCGACAGAAACCAGCAAUGUUACGACCCGCGAGAGCUCAUCCCAGACCCAAAGCAGCGAAAACCUUAAAAGAUCUGCCCCGGACGAUGAUGACGAAGGAUGGGAGAAGGUCGAACGAUCGAACAAGAAGCGCAAGAAGAUCCCCCGCGAAGGCUCCAAUAACUAUCCCUCAAUCAAGUUCUCCACGAGCGCCAAGAUCUUCGGCAAGAUCAACCUAGCAAUGCUGCGCGACCUCGUUCUCUACAUCUUCGCCGAUGGUACUGGUCCCAACUGGGUCUCAGUCUCCCAUCGACCGAAUUUCCGGAAGAUUGUGGUAUUGAUGGUCCCGGGACUCGAGGAAGCCAUGUUCAAGGAGGCGGUCAACUUCUCGACGUAUAAAUCAGGUCCUUCUAGUAACCAAGAUCUGCUGGAAACGUCACCUGAUGACUACUAUCCUCGAGAGCUCUCAGCCGAGAAGCUGCCACUUGCGCUUCAGAGUUUCGCCAAGAUGUUCCCUCACAUCUGGCCGGUCAAGGCUCCCGGCGACGACAAGUACAUGAAGCUUCACUCGCCUUUGGGAACAUUCUUGACCGCCCCAAUGCCCAAGGAUAAGAGUGACAGAAAGGGCCCCAAGCCAGCUCGAGAGCCGAACGGCUGGAAGAACGAGCGCACACGCAUCACUGAGUUUCUGGCAUCCCUCGAAGAGCUGGAAGUCGCAGGUCACCUCAUUCACCCGGCGCUCAUCGAAAACGAAGAAAGGAAAGCAUCUUUCAAGGUCCCAGACGGGUGGGUUGUGUCAAAGGUCGACAAACUUGAGGACGGCGACGUAUCCGAAUCGGAAAUCGAGAAGGGUAGCGUCACGGCUGGGCGUGAAUGUCUAGCACUAGAUUGCGAGAUGUGCAUGACAGGCGAGAACGAAUACUCCCUUACACGCAUCAGCAUCAUUACUUGGUCCGGCGAUGUCAUUAUGGACGAGCUGGUCAAACCCGAAAAGCCCAUCAUCGACUACGUCACGAGGUUUUCCGGUAUCACAGAGGAGAUGCUGAAGCCUGUAACGACGACUCUUCAAGACAUUCAAAAGAAGCUGCUCGAAAUCGUUACACCGCGAACAAUCCUGAUUGGACACUCGCUCGAGUCUGACCUCAAAGCGCUUCGUUUCUCUCACCCCUUUAUUGUCGAUACCUCGCUCAUCUACCCUCACCCACGAGGACCGCCGCUUAAAUCUUCACUCAAGUGGCUCACUCAAAAAUAUGUCAAUCGCGAGAUUCAGAAGGGCGGUGCUAAUGGACACAACCCGAUCGAGGAUGCUAAGGCGUGCCUCGACCUCGUGCGCCAAAAGUGCGAGAAGGGAAGGCUAUGGGGUGCGUCUGACUCUCAGGGCGAAAACCUCUUUCGACGCCUGGCAAGAGCCGGCACAGCAUACAAGGCCCAGGGCGGCGACGUUGGCGGUCAAGUCACCGGCAAGACCAGCGCAGCGGUAGACUGGGGUGAUCCGUCCAAGGGACCCGGUGCCGGCGCGACGCAUCAGAUCGGCUGCAAGUCGGAUGCGGACGUUGUCAAGGGCGUGAUUCGCGCUGUUAAUGGCGACCCAGAUGGCUUGGAAAUCCCCGGUGGCGGCGUGGACUUCGUCUGGGGUCGCAUGCGCGAACUCGAAGCACUUCAGGGCUGGUGGAACAGGAAUCGGGUCGAGAACGCCAGCAGCGAUGGUGGCCCUCCGGACAUCGAUUCUGCGGAGCUCGAUCCCAAACUCGGCAGUUCAGACCUCGAGAGAUGUUUGGCUCGUCUCUCAGCCCGGUUGCAGGCCAUUCACGAUAGCCUCCCACCUUGUACAGCAUUCAUCGUGUAUUCGGGGUCUGGAGAUCCGCGCGAGAUGAGCAGACUGCAGGCGAUGCAAUCUCAGUGGAAACGAGAGUAUAACACGCCCGGAAAGAAGUGGGAUCAGCUAUCGGUCAAGUGGACGGACACAGAAGAGCAAGCUCUUCGACGCGCCGUUAAAAAGGCCAGACAAAGCGUUGGCUUCAUUGGUGUGAAAUAA
Molecule: messenger RNA, 2124 nt
Organism: Colletotrichum chrysophilum
Lineage: Eukaryota; Fungi; Ascomycota; Sordariomycetes; Glomerellales; Glomerellaceae
Exons: 1
Coding region: 1-2124 (707 amino acids)
Cellular component (GO): nucleus
Molecular function (GO): exonuclease activity; nucleic acid binding
Source: RefSeq, a predicted model, not a curated record